GCGUUUAUUCGGAAGAGCCAUUUUGCUAUAAAGCAAACCUACUUUUAUUCUGAAUAAAAUAAUGGAUAUUAUUGAUUUUAUCAUACUUAAAUAAAAUAAAAGUAGUUAUUUGAUUAAGUGGCACAGUAAUUUUUAGUUAAUUCGUGCAAUAGUAAAAAGUUUGCCAAUGUUGUAAUAAAACAAUAUUAGAUAUGUUCUUUAAGUGAUAGGAUAAUCCGGUAUGGUGUCAAUAAAACAAGAAUUGGACUUAGAAACUAAGAAAAAACCUGAACAUGUUGAAAGGAAAGAUCCAACCUCAUUUUUACCAGAUGAACCUAUGUCAUAUGAAAUCAAAGAGAAGAAGAGAAAAAAGAAAAGAAAGAAACAGGAAGACCCAUUCAAAGAUCUAGAUGAGAAAACUCCAGCUGGAACUCAUAUUGAUUCAACUUUAGAGCUUACAUUGGAUCCAGAAGUAUCUAUUAAAGUUGAAAAUAUUGAGGUUGAGUUAGAUUUUAAUGAUUUUGCCAAUACCAGUGGUCUCAUGGUGGAAGGUCCAAACAGCGAAGACAGUCAAGAACCAGUCGUGAAACUAGAAGAACAAAACAAGGAAGCGGUGCUUCUAACAUUCGAGAGCAUAAUUAACAAUCAAACAGAACUUGCCUGCGAACAACAAUCUGCUAUAAUAGCAGGACCUUCCCAAGUCUGCAAAGUGUGUCAUCUAGUCUUUCAAUCAACGAAAACUUUAGAAAUGCAUCAGAAAAGGAAGCAUAAGUCGUUUAGGAAAUCUUUUAAACAUAUCUGCGAUUACUGCGGUAUGUCUUACGAAAUGAAGAACAGUUUAGUUUCUCAUAUUAAAAGGAAACACGCACCUGGAACUACUCCGGAUGAUAAUGAGGAGAGAACGUGCGAUAUUUGCGCUCUAGUCUUUAAGGGAAUCACCAGAUUAAGAAUGCACAUGAGAAGGAAGCAUGGGUCGUUCGCGGAAUCAUUCAAACAUGAGUGCGAAGAUUGUGGAUUGACAUACGAUAAAUACAGAAGUCUGAUAGUGCACAGACAGCGGAAACAUUUGAACGAUAGGAAACCGGUUGUGAACCAAUGGUUCAAUUGUCCAUUUUGUCCCAAAGCGUUUAGUAAGAGAGAGACUUAUUCGCGACAUGUCCAAAGGAAACAUAAAGUGUCUGAAGAGGAAACGGCGAAAGCUGAAGAUGAUUUAGUAAGUUGCAGGAAUGAGGAGACUGGGGAGAUAACUUGUAAGGAGUGUCCUUUAGUGUUUUCGACAAUGAAUUUUCUGAAAUUACACAUGAGGAGAAAGCAUAAUGCUUUAAAAGAAGACUUCAGACUGAAGUGCAGGAUUUGUAACCUGUCCUAUGACAAGAUAGAGAGCCUCAAAAGACACAUUAGAAGGAAGCACGACAAUGACACUCAUUGUGAAGUGUGCAAUAAGAAGUUUGACUCGAAAGAGUCUUAUAUUAACCAUUCUCACAUAAAAGUCAUUAAGGAGUGCAAUAUUUGCGGAUUAAUUUUCGCAUCGCAAGGCGGUUUAGCGAAGCAUAUGCGGUGUACGCAUAAAAUAGAUUCGCCAAAUGUAACCUAUUGUCAUAUAUGCAAUAAGGGUUUUCACGAUAAAAGGCAACUGAAGCCGCAUCUAAUGAAAGUCCAUAUGAAAGUUUCGUACACUUGUAAAUAUUGUAAGAAAGUAUUCAAAGCUAAAGAGAGUUACAGAAGGCAUGUGCUGUUCAAGCAUCCAGUAAACAAUCAUUUUGUCUCUCAAAUGCAUCAAUGUGAUCAGUGUCCGGAGAAGUUUACAGACGAAUUCGAAUUGUGUCGACACAUAAAUUUGACACACGGCGAGGUGUUGGGUGAUGGGAAACUACCAUUUGUCACUGUGAAAAAAGAGGAAGACACGAAAGAUCUGUUUCAAUGUACGAAAUGCCCAGACGUAUAUUCGUCCUUCGAACAAAUCAAAUUGCAUUACGAGCAGAACCAUCACUACGGUCCGGAGACACAGUGUCAGUUAUGCGGUGAAAUGAUGCAUAGCGGCGAAGUGCAGAAGCACAUAAAAAACGUGCAUACUGUUACCUCGCAUACUUGUAAAUAUUGUGAAUUUAAGACUACAAACAAAACAAGUAUGACUCAACACGUUUUGAGACAUAAGAACGCUACGACAUUACACUGCGACUUCUCCGGGUGCAAAUAUAAGAGUUACUACGAUGGUGCUAUGCAGAAGCACAAACAGAAACAUGAGGAAUUGGGUGUUAAAUUACAAUGCUCCAAAUGUCCUUUUCAGACGAUGAAUAAAUAUAUAUUGAAAUAUCACGAGGAAGCGCAUAUGACUGGCAAGAAACGAUAUGCAUGCGAUCAAUGUGAUUAUUCCACAAUACUGCCAGCGAAUUUGGUGCAACAUAAAUAUAAACAUUCUAAUGAGAAAAGGUUCAAAUGUGAAGUUUGCCCUUUCGCCACAAAGUACAACACGUCUUUAAGAUUCCAUGUUAAGAAAAAACACUGUGAUUUACCCAGUUUCAGUUAAUUUUAUUUUUUGUUUUGUUUAUGUAUUUAAUUAUUAAAGUAUUUGGUGUUAUUGACAUA
Molecule: messenger RNA, 2565 nt
Organism: Diatraea saccharalis (sugarcane borer)
Lineage: Eukaryota; Metazoa; Arthropoda; Insecta; Lepidoptera; Crambidae
Source: the annotation of a GenBank genome assembly